Cantharellus anzutake is the source of this 1662-nucleotide messenger RNA. RefSeq names its product DRMBL-domain-containing protein. Gene Ontology annotation, biological process: double-strand break repair via nonhomologous end joining; protection from non-homologous end joining at telomere; interstrand cross-link repair. NCBI's taxonomy places the organism in Eukaryota, Fungi, Basidiomycota, Agaricomycetes, Cantharellales, Hydnaceae. The transcript is spliced from 7 exons. The record is from RefSeq and is a predicted model, not a curated record. Gene Ontology annotation, molecular function: damaged DNA binding; 5'-3' DNA exonuclease activity. Bases 58 to 1509 code for a protein of 483 amino acids.
CAAUCAAGUGAACCUGUGGCUACAUCCCCUUACAAACCCAACAUUUUCUCUAUCCUUAUGAGUUCUCACAUAGAGAAUACUGCUUGGAAACAAGCGGAGUUGGAUCACGCGCGGCCAGGAACAAAGCUCGAUGCAGCGCGCUUGGCUCAGAAAGGAGAACACGGCGGGAGAAGACUCGCGCCCUUCUACAAAGUUAUGCCCGGAAUGCCGAUCGCUGUAGACGCGUUUCGCUAUGGGAAAAUACCUGGGGUGAAAGCGUAUUUCCUAACGCACGCGCAUUCAGAUCAUUAUACCGCCCUUAACGAGAAAUGGGCAAAUGGACCUAUAUAUUGUUCAGAGACAACUGGGAAUCUGAUCAGGUUAAUGCUCGGAGUCAACUCGAAGUGGAUCCACCCCGUGCCAAUGGAUGUCCCGACACUGGUCCCUGAAACUGAAGUCACUGUCACCCUCGUUGAAGCUAACCAUUGCCCGGGCUCUGUUUUAUUUCUCUUUGAAGGACGGCGAACGGUGAAUGCAGGCGACUCAACAUUCAAAUCACCUCAUGUUGGCUCUCCGCGUGUGUUCCGCUACCUUCACUGUGGUGAUUUUCGUGCUUCUCCCCAACAUGCUCUACAUGCUGCCAUCAAGGGGAAAAAAUUGGAUAUCAUCUACCUCGAUACUACUUAUCUCAAUCCCAAAUAUUGUUUCCCUCCGCAACGACAAGUGAUCGAUGCAUGUGCCACUCUCGCAACGAGGUUGGUGCUCGGAACCGAGCCCACCAACAGCUCAGAGUCUGAUCUAACGGGAAAAAUCUCUAUGAAACCGAAGCCAUCGAUUGACGUCUGGGCAAGACCAAUAGUUAAAGGGCAACAUAAUGACGAUGCCUCUCUUCGGGAGGGACGCACUUUAGUUAUGGUUGGCACAUACUCAAUUGGUAAAGAACGCAUCGUGAAGGCCAUCGCUAAUGCUUUAUCCUCGAAAGUAUAUUGCGACAAGCGGAAAGCAGCCAUUCUGCGAUGCCAAGAUGAUCCCGAGUUGCAUGCCCUUCUCACGAACGACCCUUAUGAAGCCCAAAUACACCUUGUCCCCCUCGGUGCGCUGAACAGAGACAAAAUAGGGGACUAUCUUUCACAGUUCAAAGGCGCGUACACUCGAGUUGUGGGGUUUCGGCCUACAGGAUGGACAUAUUCGCCUCCCGCUGGAACUGACACUCUCCCAGCCCUUGCUCCCCUCAUAACACGCAUGCAAUCCCGGACGUUCCUCCCCUCUUCCCUGGUGCCCACGCGCAACUCGACGCCACGGCUCAUGCUCUACGGAGUACCCUAUUCAGAGCAUUCAUCCUUUCUUGAACUAUCUUGUUUCGCUUUAAGUACCCAUUGGGACAAGAUCAUUGCUACGGUAAAUGUCGGGACGGAAUCGGGACGAGGAAAAAUGAAUAGAUGGUUUGAGAAGUGGGAAAGCGAGAUCAAGCGGAGAAGAGAGAAAGGCGAGAACGGUAUGGUUGGCUUUCGGUCUAUCGAAUAUUGGUAAAGACAAUAGUACUGUGUAGUGUCGUUCUUGAUAUGUUCCGAGAAUCAUGCAGUGUGUGAUAAACCUGGGAAGGUUUUAUACUGCGCAUCUCUAAUACUUAGUCAAGGCUGAUGUGCCUUGCCUCAUUGGCAACGGGUGUCGUAUGGCAAGGCU